This is a messenger RNA of Rhinocladiella mackenziei CBS 650.93, 687 nucleotides long. RefSeq lists its product as uncharacterized. Bases 1 to 687 code for a protein of 228 amino acids. The transcript has a single exon. NCBI's taxonomy places the organism in Eukaryota, Fungi, Ascomycota, Eurotiomycetes, Chaetothyriales, Herpotrichiellaceae. The record is from RefSeq and is a predicted model, not a curated record.
AUGGUGCCCACCGUUAUUACUAUUAACAGCACUGGGCUUAUCAGUGCGCCGGCGGAAAGGGCUGCUCUCAUUGUCGACGUCAUUGAUUCGGGGUAUGAUAAGGAUGAAGCAUCCACAAAUGUGGUCACCACAGUCAACAACCUCCAAGCUGAGAUUGACGAAUUAUGCCCGCGUCUAUCCAAUGGAGACAUAUCACCGGAAGCGCCCGUGAGCUUCUAUUCAAUCGCGUCCCUUUCUACCUCCAGCCGUGACGAGUUCGACAAAGACAACAAAAGAACAGGAAAACAGAUCCAAACCGUCUAUUCAAAACUAGACAUUCGCUUCCGCGACUUUGCCAAGCUGGGUGAGAUGGUCGUCCAUCUCUCAACAGUAAAGUUCGUGCAACUCAAGGGUGUCACGUGGAAAUUGACAGAUCAAAACCAAUCAAUCCUCGGCGAGGAAGCGAGGAUGAAAGCGCUUGUCCGAGCCAUGAAACGUGCAGAAGAAUAUGGUCGGGUUAUUGGGAGGAACAGCGUCACUGCUGUCAAGAUCGAGGAUUCGGAGGAGAGCUAUCCGAGACCAUGCACAAAGCAGACAGCUCGGAAGUCUGCCGCCUCGUGGGCAACUGGUAUUGGAGUUGGCAUUGAUUUUGAGCCUCAAACUAUCGAUGUCAGCGCUUCCCUUGUCGUUGAAUUCCACGCGGAGUAG